This is a messenger RNA of Perca fluviatilis (European perch), 855 nucleotides long. RefSeq names its product serine/threonine-protein kinase Nek5 (gene nek5). Gene Ontology annotation, biological process: protein phosphorylation. Bases 229 to 855 code for a protein of 208 amino acids. Gene Ontology annotation, molecular function: protein kinase activity; ATP binding. NCBI's taxonomy places the organism in Eukaryota, Metazoa, Chordata, Actinopteri, Perciformes, Percidae. The record is from RefSeq and is a predicted model, not a curated record. The transcript has 8 exons.
GGUAUCUUUUGACAGUUACCGAGUCACUCUAACGUCUCAGCGGUUAGAAGUGGCUGCCGUGGCCCGGUCUUCCACUGUGUGACUUGUGAGAACAUGGCAGCUCUGUAGACGCUCAGCGCGCGCCCCUUGUAGGCUCAGUCCUUGCCAGCGGCCCGGGUUCAAGUCCGACCAGAGGCUCUUUGCUGCAUGUCAUCCCCAUUGACAUAUAUAUAAGGUCUCCCAGGUGUUAUGAACAACUAUGAGGUCAUCCGUCAGAUUGGAGAGGGUGCGUUUGGUAAAGCCUUCCUGGUUCAGGACAGAGGGGCGGGUGGAGACAGGCAGUGUGUGGUCAAACAGAUCAACCUGAGGAAGAUGUCGGCGAGGGAAAAGGAAGCGUCCAAAAAAGAAGUGACGCUGCUGUCGAAGAUGAACCACCCCAACAUCGUCUCCUUCAUCACUUCUUUUCAUGAGAGGAGGAGCCUGUAUAUAGUGAUGGAGUACUGUGACGGAGGAGAUCUGAUGAAGAAGAUCAACAUGCAGAGAGGAGUCUUCUUCACUGAGGAGCAGGUCGUGGACUGGUUCGUUCAGAUCUGCCUUGGCCUCAAACACAUCCACGACAGGAAGGUCCUCCACAGAGACAUCAAAGCUCAGAAUAUCUUCCUAACUAACGGAGGGACGAAAGCGAAGCUGGGGGACUUUGGAAUCGCAAGAAUGUUAAAUAACACCAUGGAGCUGGCCAGGACGUGCGUUGGGACGCCAUACUACCUCUCCCCGGAGAUCUGCGAGAGUCGGCCAUACAACAACAAGACGUACGUACAGCCGGCGCUCUGCGCUAGGCUUGGCUACCGUUUGGAGUUUAACGAUUCCGAUUCCUAA